Molecule: messenger RNA, 1185 nt
Organism: Zonotrichia leucophrys gambelii
Lineage: Eukaryota; Metazoa; Chordata; Aves; Passeriformes; Passerellidae
Product: aldo-keto reductase family 1 member B1-like
Exons: 10
Coding region: 57-1007 (316 amino acids)
Cellular component (GO): cytosol
Molecular function (GO): aldose reductase (NADPH) activity
Source: RefSeq, a predicted model, not a curated record
GCCGUCCUUAAAGGCUCGGCGGGCGGUACUACCGGGCAGCAUUCCCGGCUGGAGCCAUGGCCACCUCCCUGCAGCUCUGCACCGGGGCCAGGAUGCCCCUCGUGGGGCUGGGCACAUGGAAGUCUGCAGCUGGGCAGGUGAAAGCUGCAGUGACGGCUGCCAUCGAUGCCGGGUACCGCCACUUCGACUGUGCCUACGUGUACCAGAAUGAGAGUGAGAUUGGGGAAGGGAUCCAGCAGAAAAUCAAGGAAGGGGCUGUGAAAAGAGAAGAUCUCUUUGUUGUCAGCAAGCUGUGGUCCACUUUUCAUGAGAAGCAUCUGGUGAAGGGAGCCUGCCAGAAGACUCUUGCUGACCUGAAAUUGGAUUACCUGGAUCUCUACCUCAUGCACUGGCCUCUGGGGUUCAAGGCAGGAGAGGAGCUGUUUCCUGCAGAUGACAAAGGCAUGGCUAUACCCAGCAACACAGAUUUUCUAGAUACAUGGGAGGCCAUGGAGGAGCUGGUGGAUGCUGGCCUGGUAAAAGCCAUUGGAGUCUCCAACUUCAACCAUGAGCAGAUUGAAAGAAUCUUGAACAAGCCAGGACUGAAGCACAAGCCUGCAAAUGUCCAGAUCGAGUGCAAUCCAUACCUUACCCAGGAGAAGCUGGUGAACUACUGCCAGUCCAAAGGGAUUGCUGUGACAGCCUACAGCCCCCUGGGCUCUCCUGACAGACCAUGGGCUAAGCCAGAGGAUCCUUCCCUUCUGGAUGACCCCAAGAUCAAAGAGAUUGCAGCCAAGCACAACAAAUCCACAGCCCAGGUUCUCCUUCGCUUCCAGAUCCAGAGAAAUAUGAUUGUGAUUCCCAAAUCCAUCACCCCACAGCGCAUUGCGGAGAACUUCCAGGUGUUUGACUUCAAACUGACCAAAGAGGAGAUGGCAACUAUUUUCAGCUUUAACAGAAACUGGAGAGUCUAUACAAUGAGCAUGGGCAAAACUCACAAGGACUACCCAUUCAAUGCAGAAUACUGAAGAUGCUCAAAUCCUGCCCUCCUUCAGAGUUUGGUCUGAUGUCCUUCCUAUCAAUUUAUCUGACUUUCUAAUUGCAUUUCUCCUCCUGCAGCCAGUGAAGUCACAGCAUAAGUAUUCAGUGAUCAUCUUUUGUUUAUUCUUUCUGAAAGAAACAGUAAAUUGCUCUAAAAGAAUAAAA